This is a messenger RNA of Amphibalanus amphitrite, 2837 nucleotides long. RefSeq lists its product as uncharacterized. The transcript has 5 exons. The coding region runs from base 217 to 1953 and encodes 578 amino acids. NCBI's taxonomy places the organism in Eukaryota, Metazoa, Arthropoda, Thecostraca, Balanomorpha, Balanidae. The record is from RefSeq and is a predicted model, not a curated record.
CCGAAGCCGGCGACUCGCCCCCGCGGAUCCGUCGGUGGCAGUCAGCUGGCGAGCGGCGGCGCGUCGCCGGCGGCCGCCGCCAGUCGGCCGAUGGAUACGGUGGGGUGGGGGUGUGUUCCUCAGCUCCUCGUGAAUGUGCUCUCCGGGAGGCCUGUGUGAGUGACCAGCGGGCUCGGUUGUGGUCACCUGCCGUGCCGUGACGUGUUGAGACGUGCCAUGGCGGACGUGGCCGUGCUGCGUUCGCCGCGUCGCGCGCACGACCUGACGCUGAGUGUGCCGCCGACCAGCAGCGCGGCUGUGAGUGCUGCCGUCAGCGUCAGUGCGGUCUCCAUCAGCAGUCGUCCCGUCUCCGACGUACACAUCGUGCCGAUCGUACACAUUGCCAACCAGACGGCCUCCAGUGACACCAGCUCGGUGGGAGCCGGCACGGUGCGCGGCCCUCCGGCGGCGCCGGCGCCGCGCACUCCCCCGCAGCGCCGCUCCAUGGACACGCAGACGGAGGCGCCGGCCGCGCCGGAGCCAUCGCGCGAGCAGCGGCGCCGGGAGCGCCGCGAGCGACGGGAGCGCGCCGCGCGCCGGCCGCCGCCGCCGCAGCCGCCGGCCGGUGGAGCGCCGCCGCAGCUGCCCGACCUGCUCAACUCGCACGUGCCGCCGCACGGGCCCACCAGCCACGGGCAGGCGCCGCCCGUGCCGCCGCCCUACUCGACACUCCCUCACGGCGCGACGCGGGGUCCGCCGCCGCCUCCGCCACCGCCGCCGCCACCCCCGCCGCCGCUGCCGUCGUCAGGACGGUGUCCGUAUGUGGCGCCUCCCGGCUCUCCGCAGAGGACGGCGCUCUGCUUUGGAGAUGGAUAUAACCUGGCCGGAGUCAGCGGGCGAAGACUGCCGUACCGGACAGAGGAGGAGGACCCCAAAUCGUGCUGCGGCCUGGUGGUCACCCAGUCCGUCUCCAUCCGGUGGUUCAUUGUGAUGAUCGCCUUCGUCGGACUCUGCUGUGCCAUCGUCGGCACCGUUCUAGGAGCUCUGAAGGCCACUGGACGGGAACACCUCACCGUGUCGCUGCUCAUGAUUGGAGUCGGUAUAGUGCUGAUCACCGUGUCGGGGAUCGCGUGGCGGCUGACCUCCCGCGACUCGCCCUCCUGCCGGAUGAUGCUCGGCCUCUCCAGACAGCAGGAGGAGCCCGAGUCACGCCGAUUCAUGCACAGGGUGGUGCCCGCCUACGGAAGACCGCACCAUCCGUAUGCAGCGAUGGUGUACCCCGAGUUCCAGUUCCGGCCGCCGCCGCCCAGCUACCAUGCCUCGAUGCAGGCGUACCGUCUGGGUCUUCUGUUGGAUCGACAUAACGCCGCGUCUGCCGCCGGCAACGGGGCCGUGCUGUCACCACCGCCCUCCUACCGACCCGGCACGGGCACUCUGAGGCCCGGUAUGAACACUCUGUCGGGCCACUCAGAGUACAGCCACCCACCGAGUUACCACUCCCGCCAGUCAUCUGCCAACCCCCAGCCGCAACAAGAACCGGCCGGAGUCUGCCACAGCCGCAACCCCAGCGUCCUCUCGUUUCUGUCGCACGAAUCUCUAGUGUUCGGCGCGCCGCUAGAUGGCAUUGCUAGUACGGAUGGUGUGAAUGUGAUCUCCGUUCUACAAACUGGGAGCUUGGAAGAUGGGAAACGCAAGCGAAGACGUGAGAAGAGAGAGCGAGAGAGUAAAGAGGGACGGCUAGAGGAGGAGGUCAAACGGGACGAUAAUCUGGUGACGAUUGUGCAGACGGACGGUGGUCACGUGACCGAGGACACGACUCCGCCGCUGGACGACACGGUCGGCCAGGUGACUGGGGACCAGUGUCACGUGACCCGCUCUAACAGUGUUGUGGUUACGGUCAGCGGUGCGGUAGGGCGAUCGGCGCAGACCGCUCCCACCUCCGACGGAGAGGUAGAAAUUGUGGCGCAUCUUUAGUCGGUGACGUCAUCGACCUGUGUGGUGACGUCACUGUGUACGGGAUGACGUCAGAGGCUGGCUGGCCAGUGCCAUUGUGUGUAGCGGCGGCGGCGAGGCUCGGUGAUCGCGCUGCCAUCUGUGGACGCCAUCGGGUACUGCUGCUUCCCGGCGGCACCGCCAGGCGGCGGGCAGAUCUCCCGUGAGGAGGCCUGUCCUGCGGCACUGUGUGGUGCCGCCGGGUUUUCACAGCUAGAUACCCGCUUCCAGGCUGUGGUGAGAGCAAGCUGGUGCGCAUACGCCGAGCCGAGCCGGCAACUGUUGUCAUGACAACCGCCGCUGGGUGCCGCUGCUGGACCCACCGCCGAACCCUGUAUUGGUACUCUGUUUAUGCUGUAUUUAUCGGGAUUAUCGCAUCGGGGAUUUGCUAUGAAGGGGAAAUUCCUACUGUAGGGGAAUCCCUUCACUAUCUAAAGGGAAAACGUCGCCAUGGGACAGUUGUAAAACCACAAUGCAGAGCGCUGAUAGUGUAUUUUUGCGUCAGGGUUCUUUAGCCGAAUGAGGUUCAUGUACCGUAUCACCGCCAGAACGUAUGAGCUCUGUAUGUAGCAGGGCUGUCAGUGUGUUUUGUGUAUGCCGUGCUGAGUGCAUUAUCAUACGUGGCGAAUGGACACGGGUAUGUGUGUGCUCCCGGGCGGCUAGUUCGCCGUCUGGCCGCCGGGCGGCGCCACGGUCGCCGGCUCUGUGUAACUGGGCGAUUUGUGCAGCAUUUGUGAGUGUCGUGUGAGUGACCCGUCGAUGCCCGAACACGUAUCAUGCCUUUCAUAUCACCAGCGCCUGCUGGCUGCCUUGUAUAGUCAUCAGGUUCGCCGCGCGGGCGAAACAAUACAUAUUUUUCAAAAGUG